CACCAUACUCAUCAAGUUCAAAGCUGAUGGCAAGGCAGUAUGGUCAAAGUACAGUGACCACAACCUCCUCAGUCCCGACAACCACAUCAUUUGUAUCAGCUGGAACCUUAGAGGCGACUCUACCACUAACGGUCUUAUCCUAACAGGUUAUGGGCCCUGCAUGCUCCUAAAUUAUCAGAAGAUUAUUGGUUACACACAUAUCCCCUCAACUCAAUACAAAAGACUUAUUACCAUGUCUGGAAGUCACAAUAUUUCGAUUCCUUUCUCCUUGCCCAAGGAUCAGCACUGCUGUGGAUAUGAAAACUUCGCGAGCUGGAAAACACUUAUGAUCGCUCAUGGGAAACCCCAAGGAUACCUAAAAUACUGGGAGAACAGAGGUCUUUACACUCUCUGGUGUAUUCCAUAUGGAAUCCAUAUGGAAUGGGUGGAUUCCACCAUCAUUCCAUGGAUUCCAUAUGGAAUAUUUUUAUUCACUAUGGAUUCCAUAUGA
Molecule: messenger RNA, 490 nt
Organism: Laccaria bicolor S238N-H82
Lineage: Eukaryota; Fungi; Basidiomycota; Agaricomycetes; Agaricales; Hydnangiaceae
Exons: 3
Source: RefSeq, a predicted model, not a curated record